ACGCAUCGGGGGGAACACAUGCCGCAUUGCUUGCCGAAACCCAUGCCGAAAAAUAGGUUUACGGCCAUUCAAGAUCCGUCUCGUGACCCUUCUGACAGUGACAGUACUUUGUCUUCCAGCGAGUCGGCGACCUCCUCCAGUGAGGCUUCCGUGUUGCGAUGGCCUCCCCGUUGGGGGCCCGAGCGCGCGGCGCAUGAAGAAGGCCUUGGGCGUCGGCAUCUGGCUGGCCAGCGCGGCAGCUUUCACGUGCGGGCUGCGAGCGGGCCAGUGCGGCCCAGUCGCGUUCGCUUUCGCGCUGGUGGCGGGCUUCCAGCUGCCGUCGCCGCUGGGCCAGCUGCCGCCGUGUCCAGACGCGCUCGUCUGCUACGUGUGGGCUGGCAGGGUGCCGCUGGGUGCUGCGAGCGCCGUUGCGGCUUUGCGCCUGUGGUGGUCCGCGGCGCGGGCCGGAGCCGCGUACGCCUCGUCGUGCCAUUGGUGGUGGUUGCUCACGUCUGCUCCCUCCACGCCGUGCUGUCUCUGAUCUGGAAGGGGCGGGGGGACGCACGGGCGGUGCGGCGCGCCUUCGGCGACCUCGGCGGCUCUGCCCCUCGCAGACCGGCCCGGCCGAUCUUGGGAUGGGUGCACCCGUACCUCUAUUUUCCGGCGUUUCCCAGAGGUUCGCGUGGAGAGGGUCGCGGGGAAGACCCCCUCUUUCACACCCGACCCAUCGACGUCUGGCUGCCCCAGCGCUGCUGUGACCGCGAGGGCGCCCGCCGCCCGAUCCUCUUCUGGGUCCACGGCGGCGCCUGGGUCGGCGGGCACGCCCGCUUCCUCCCGGCCGCCCCGCUGCUGCAGGCGCUGGCGGCGCGAGGAUGGCUGGUGGUCAGCUGCGAGUACAGGAGGGGUGCGUGGCCCCAGCAGCUGGAGGACUGCGCCGAGGCGCUCCGCUACACCCGCACGGUGCUUGCCGACGAGCACGGCGGUGACCUGGACGCCCUCGCCAUCGGCGGGGCCUCGGCGGGGGGGCACAUCGCCAGCCUGCUGACGCUUCAGGCCGUGGAGGAGGGCGCGUGCCCGGUGCGGUCCAGCCUGCUCUUCUACCCCGCGCUGGACCCGAAGGACUCGGGCGGCGUGACGCUGCACAGCCCCCUCGGCCUGCCACGCCCCCUCGGGCUGCGCCGCGGGCAGAGCCUCCUCGCCUGGUUCUUCGAGCGGGUCGUGCUGAGGGGCGACGCGUCCAGGUGGCCCUCGGCGGAGCCCCUCGCCCGGCUGGAGGGCGCCUCGGCCGCCCGGGCGGCGCGGGCCAGCGGCGCCCCCGCGGCGCUCCCGCGCACGCUGGUCGUCCACGGCACGCACGACUCCUCCGUCGUCCCCGUCGAGCACAGCCGCCAGUGGGUGGAGGCGCUGGAGCGCCGCGGCGGCGGGUGCGCGGAGGAUUCGGCCGAGCGCCAGCACCAGCUUGUGGAGGUCCCCGGCGCCCGGCACACGUUCGAGGUCGCCCCAGGGGCGGCCGUCGAGGCGGCCUUCGACGGCGCCCUGGCGUGGCUCGAGCAGCCCCUCGACAAAAGGCAGAGGUCCGCGGACGACUCGUGUGCGUUGUGUUGUUCGGCUGCUGCUUGA
Prorocentrum cordatum is the source of this 1599-nucleotide messenger RNA. Lineage: Eukaryota; Dinophyceae; Prorocentrales; Prorocentraceae. The record is from the annotation of a GenBank genome assembly.